AUGGGGGACCUACCGAUGCAGAGAGUUACGCUAUCAAAGCCAUUCAAUAGCACAGGAGUAGAUUAUUGCGGGCCGAUCUACAUUCGUGAAGGUUCGCGGAGAAACAGUAAACGUCUCAAGGCUUUCGUAGCGGUAUUUGUGUGUAUGGCAACAAAGGCUGCACAUUUAGAAGUAGUAUCUAACUUGACAACGGAUGCAUUUCUUAAUGCGUUCAAGCGAUUCAUCGCUCGCAGAGGUAAGCCUGCAAAUGUUUUCUCGGAUAAUGGAACUAUUUUUACAGGAGCCAAUCGUGAAUUAGAAGAGCUCAGAGCUCUAUGUAGUCAGGAGGAGCAUCAGCUUAAAGUUAUAAAUGAAACAGCCAAGGAAAGAAUCAACUGGCACUUCAUACCUCCACGUGCACCACAUUUUGGCGGUUUGUGGGAGACUACCGUGAAGGUGUUCAAAAGGCAUUUCUAUAAAAUAGUCGGGGAAACGCCACUGACUUUCGAAGAAGCAUCAACAUUUACAUCACAAGUGGAGGCUAUUCUUAAUUCGAGGCCAUUAACAGCUAUGUCAUUGGACCCUAAUGACAUGAGUUACAUUUCUGCAGGGCACUUUCUUAUUGGCGACACUCUGACGUCAUAUCCAGAACCUAAUCUCAUGCAAAUACAAACUAAUCGUUUAACGAGAUGGCAGCAUCUAGAGCAGAUGCGACAGCAUUUUUGGAAGCGUUGGUCGAAUGAUUAUUUGCUUCAGUUACAGCAUCGUAUAAAAUGGUGUGCUAAUCAUGGACCUUCCAUUCAAAUCGGUCAGCUAGUCAUUUGUCGUGAGGAUGGUACUCCACCCUUGAAAUGGGUACUUGGCAGAAUUUUAGAAAUCUUCCUGGGAGAAGAUAACAUUGUGAGGGCAGCGACUGUCAAAACCGCAACCGGUUCUUAUAAAAGACCAGCUUCCAAACUUGCAGUUUUGCCGAUUGAAGAAAAGCUUAAUGCGUUUAAUAAUUAA
Cyphomyrmex costatus is the source of this 984-nucleotide messenger RNA. RefSeq lists its product as uncharacterized. Gene Ontology annotation, molecular function: nucleic acid binding. The transcript has a single exon. The record is from RefSeq and is a predicted model, not a curated record. Gene Ontology annotation, biological process: DNA integration. Bases 1 to 984 code for a protein of 327 amino acids. Lineage: Eukaryota; Metazoa; Arthropoda; Insecta; Hymenoptera; Formicidae.